This is a messenger RNA of Cryptomeria japonica (Japanese cedar), 1971 nucleotides long. RefSeq names its product putative F-box/LRR-repeat protein At3g42770. The transcript has a single exon. The record is from RefSeq and is a predicted model, not a curated record. NCBI's taxonomy places the organism in Eukaryota, Viridiplantae, Streptophyta, Pinopsida, Cupressales, Cupressaceae. The coding region runs from base 1033 to 1971 and encodes 312 amino acids. Gene Ontology annotation, molecular function: protein binding.
CAUCAACUUUUAGGAUCACACAAUCUUAUCUGAAAACACUCAAGAUUAUUAAGUGCAAGAGUAAUUAUUUUCCAUUACAAAAUUAAAAUGCUAAGCUAAUAUGAUGCAACCAAAUUAUUUUCAAUUUAAAAUCCAUUUUACAAGAAUCUAUGGACAUUUCACUCUUUCCAUAAAUAACCGUCUAAACAAUUGCGCAGAACCUGUGCAUAGACUCCAAUCUCUGGAAAGUGCUCCAAGCUCGCCUUGCACUGUCGGUUUUUUGAGCUCAUUUAGUGAGCGCCCGAAAUUACAUCCUGUUUUUACUUGUAUACAGUUAAUGUGAUAAUCAAUUGGAUACAUCAAUACCGUACAGUGUGCGUGACAUUUACACAAUACUCAAUACUUGAAGAUCCUCAUUAGAUUUGUGAUCAAUUGCACAUAGGAACCACACCUUUUCUUGGCCUUUCGCAUUAACUAUUUCAGUCACGGAUAACACAUUUUAUGUUUAUGUUCCAUUAUUCAUUACCUACCUAAUCACAGCAUUAUUCAUUACCUACCUAAAGUACAGAAUUUGAAAACCUGGGUGCACAAUGCCCAAACGAAUUGUCGAACCUGCAUUUGCCAAAUUAAUUGCUUUACGGUUGCCCGGAACUCUAUGAUCUGUAGUGUGCAUUCCAAGCUGUCAAAAGUUGAUAUCCCUGUUACAUCACCUCAUUUAAUUAUUCCAGUAAUUAAAAAUCGUGCCAAGUCUGUCACCGUCCGAUUCCCACACAACAGCAGUAAAUGCAGAAAUGAAGAUGAGUUGGCGAGAUAGGAUGAGGACAGAUUAUUUAUUUAUUCCACGCGUUGGCUUCGGUAUUUCUUUAUUAUUAUUGAAAAAGCUGGUAUGCUUAUUAAUUGCGAAAUCCCAUGAUGGCUUAUAAUAUCCAAGUUUCUUGGCCUUCCGCAAUAAUUAAUUGUUCCAGCUACAAAUUAAUCGUCUUUGUGAUAUUGUAUGUUUCAGCUCUCUAUUUCGCACGGUAGUCGAAGGUUUAGGCGGAAAAAAAAAUAAAAAUGGGUAAAACAGAUCUUAUGAAUUUUCCGUGUGAUCUGUUCUGUUCUCAGAUUUUAACAAGACUUCCUCUGAAAGAAGCUGUUCGCUUUUCCGCUGUUUCUCGAAAAUGGUGUAGAGCAUGGACGCGGUUAUCUCAUCUGCAGUUUUCUGAUGAUUUUUUUAUAUCUAUUUCUACUACACCUACAAAGAGAAAGGCUGUAUCUAAAUUGACUCGUCAAAAUAUAGCUGUAGACAUAAUUAACAAGAUUAUUCUUAUGCAGUGUGGUGGCCUGGAAAUUUUUGAGCUUGACAGUUGUGUUGGGUUUGAAAGUAGCAUUCAUAAGUGGCUUCUGUGGAUUUCUUCAUCAGGUGUGAAAUGCAUAGAUUUAAAAAAUAAUGGAUUACAGUUGGAGGUUUCGGAGUCUAUCUUUUCAUGUGUGACACUUACGUCUCUGUCUCUCUUGAAUUUUAAGAUGAUAAAGGUGCCUCCACUGUUUCAGGGUUUUUCUCAACUUGUAACAUGUUUUCUUGAAUACGUUGAACUGAGUAGCGCGACAUUCAAGGCAAUUUUAAAAUUAUGUCGCCUUCUUGAAAGUUUGACGCUAUCCGAAUGCGAAUUGCCUUCAAAUUUGAAAAUAAUUUCCUUGAGUCUCAAGUCUCUCGCUCUUCUUGGACUCUACAUCUAUUCAAUCAAAGCAAAUUGCCCACGAUUAGAAAGCAUUAAAAUUAUUGAAUGCAAUGACUUGAAAAUCGGAAACAUAUGUUUACCUGUAUGUGUGCAUUUAGAAACUGACUUUUGGCUUCUCAAGGAUUUCUCAACUAUAAAAUCGUUGAGGAAAAUUGCCUGUUCUGAAGAUGUAGAUUACACCUCUACAAAAACCUUUCUUAUCUUCAAGUUAGUCAUUUUAAAUAAGCUAAAAUUUAGCCAAGAGAGUUUUAUCGCAAAUCAACAAUUCUGA